This is a messenger RNA of Misgurnus anguillicaudatus (oriental weatherfish), 6462 nucleotides long. The record is from RefSeq and is a predicted model, not a curated record. NCBI's taxonomy places the organism in Eukaryota, Metazoa, Chordata, Actinopteri, Cypriniformes, Cobitidae.
CAGAUUCCAUCAUGUGACUUUAUGUGAACUGCAUUUGUUUUAGGGCUAGAGAUUCUUUUUGAUUGGUAGACAUAAGAAAAAACCCCACACAUAUUGCAGCACAAAGAACACAGAGAAGCGACUACGUUCACCUUAUACUGGUAAAAAAACAAGCAAAGGACCUUGAAUUGCUUUUGGAAUCCAGAAUCACUCACAGGGAGCAAACAUGGAUUUCAAAGGAACAACAUCUCAACCAGAUCAACAACAACAGGAAAAGACAAAAAAAAUAAAGCAGCUAUUUGACAAGCUUUACCCUAAAGGCAGGAACCACAGACUGCGAGCUACCGAGGUUCUUCAGAUAACUGCACGUUCUUUGCAGUCUCAUGAGUCUUGCACUGAGGAGGAGCUGAUUCAGACCUUUCUACAGAAACUUCUGAUUAUGAACUAUACAGCAAGAUACACUGAAACUAAAGAGACCAAUGAACAUCAUCACACACAACGAAAAGACAUUGACUCGUCUGAAGAUGAGUGUGAUUUUUUUGAUGAAGGAUCUUGGUCCAGUUCGCCUGUAACCUCCUUUGACAACGUUCACCCAAUGGAUGUUCAGUUGGCCGUUUUUCAUUUUGCUGAUAGAUUCCUUAAGCAGCUCAUGGUCACUAAACUCUCACAAUGUCAGUUUGCUCUUCCUUUGCUUGUACCGGAUCCAUUCACACAACAGAUUCAGUUUCCUCUCUGGACAUUCAGACAAAUCAACAAGAGCUGGAAGAUGAGAAAUACUGACAAUGACUUGAUCAGUAAAGUCCAGCCAGUGUAUAAAGCAGAAACACCAAUGGUGUCGUUCUUCAGGUUUGGUUCUGUGUCUUCAUCCAAGUCUCAGCUGAUAAACAGUCUGAUCAAUGAGAAACACAACACGUUCUUCCAUAGGAACUGUCCAGGCAGCAGCAGAACCAGACUGCUCAUGGAUGGAGUGGUGGAGAUCGCCUGGUUUUGCCCCUCUGGAAAAGACACAGAUAAAUUUACUGACUGCGUUGCCUUCUGUAAUCUGCAUGGUGAUGCAGGAACCAAUGAGAAACAGCUGCAGAUCCUGACUAAAAUGUCUUCAGUCAAUGUUGUUAUUUUACCACAACUGGACAAGAAUGACAAAACCGCAAUAAAGAUACAAGAGCUGUACAAAGACAAAAAGCCACUUAUUUGUCUUCUAACUGAUGAUGAAUCUGCUGCAAAGCAGAAGAAAGGAAAAUAUAAAAUUGGUUUGAAAAACAGAAACCAGUCGGAUGUAUCUGUAGAACUCAGAAGAGCAAUAAGCAGUUGUCUGUCAUCUUCAGAAUCAGCUUCCUUGUUCAGAUUGGAAGAUUUGUCCAAAUGCUCAGAUAUCAGAGUAGAUGAGGAAGAUGACGAAGACUGCAGGAUAGGAAAAGAAGCAGCACAGCAGAUGAUAAGUUUAUUGGAGAAUAAAGAUCUGACAGAAAUCAAAGAGUCAUUUCUGCCCUGUCAGGGAAAACUGUGGCAUCUUUGGUGUCAGAAGAACAAAGAACUUCAUCAACCUCAAGGGGAGGAACUAGAAAUAGACAUAAGCACUAAAAAGACAGAAAUGAUGAAGAUUCGUGAAGAGCAACAUGAAUCUAAUAUGAGUGAAUUUAUAAAGUUCUUUAUAAAGCAAAUGAACUCCGAUUCUGCAUUUAGGAUGUUUUUUCUCAAAUGGCUCAGAAUCCUCCUGGAUGAGUAUACCUCAGAAGAUCUUUCUGAUCUACAUCUCAAAUAUGAUGAAAAGUGGUCAACAGUCUUAAAGCUCAAAGAGACCAACGAAAAACCUGAGAAUGUCAAUGAAGUACAAACUGAGCUUGAGAAAAUUUCUGAAGAACUUCAAGCUGCAACAUUUGGCUUGGAGCACAUCCUCAGAGAGAUCGGUCAGAUCUAUGAAUCAUAUUCAUCUGUAAAGACAAUCAAAGCAGAUCAGGAGUUUCAUUUGUCUUCUCUCCCGAGUUUUGCAGCUGAGAUGAUGAUUUCUGGAUUUCCACUGGAGCUGAUGGAUGGAGAUGCUGCUCAUGUUCCUCUGAUCUGGGUUACUGCUGUUCUAGAUGAACUCAUCCACAAACUGGGAGACCAGAGAGUCUUUGUGAUGUCAGUUUUAGGGAUUCAGAGCUCUGGGAAAUCCACCAUGCUCAAUGCCAUGUUUGGCCUUCAGUUUGCAGUCAGUGCUGGCAGGUGCACCAGAGGAGCUUUUAUGCAGCUGGUCAGAGUAUCAGAGGAGAUGAAGGAACAGCUGAAGGUUGAUUACAUUCUGGUUGUUGAUACUGAGGGUCUUCGGGCUUUAGAACUUACUGGAAGGUCUACAAGACAUCAUGACAAUGAAUUGGCCACAUUUGUUGUGGGUCUUGGUAAUCUGACAUUGAUUAACAUCUUUGGAGAAAACCCCUCUGAAAUGCAGGACAUUCUUCAGAUUGUUGUUCAGGCCUUUCUGAGGAUGAAGAAGGUCAGAUUGAAUCCCAGCUGUAUGUUUGUGCAUCAGAACGUUUCAGACGUCACAGCUGGAGAGAAAAACAUGGAGGGAAGGAGACGCCUGCAGGAGACACUGGAUGAGAUGGCGAAACUCGCUUCUAAAGAUGAAGCCUGUGAUGCAGAAUGUUUCAGUGAUGUCAUUGCAUUUGAUGUACGUACUGAUGUGAAGUAUUUUGCUCAGCUCUGGGAGGGCAGCCCACCCAUGGCACCACCAAACCCAAACUACUGUGAGAAUGUUCAUGAACUAAAGGAAGCCAUACUUACACAAGCCUCAAAAUCAGGUGGCAUAAUGUUGAGUCAACUAAAAGAUCGUAUUCAAGAUCUCUGGGAGGCUUUACUCAGUGAGCAAUUUGUAUUUAGCUUCAGAAAUUCUUUGGAAAUUGCAGCGUACAGGAGACUGGAAACAGAAUACAGCAAGUGGACCUGGACUCUUCGUAGUGCCGUGCUGGAAAUUGAAAAUAAACUGCACAACCAAAUAGAAAAUGGAGCAACUGAUGAGAUUAAGGAAGAAGAUUUCAAAAGAGAACUAAAAGGAAAAAGUGAAGAGGUGAAAAAAUCAAUGUCGGAUUUCUUUGAGAACGACACGGAUAAACUCAUACUGAUUCAGUGGAAAGAGUCGUUUGAAAUAAAAGUCAAAGAGCUUCGGGAGGGCAUUACGAGAAAAACAAAAAGGAAAUUAAAUGAGAUGAUUCAGCAACAAGACCUGAAGAAAAGGAUGGACACUCAAAGGACACAUUAUGAAAAUACACUUUUAGAAAAGAGCAAAGAACUGGCUUUAAAACACAAAGACAAAACGAAUGAUGAAGAAACUCUAAAGAAAGAGUUUGAUCUGUUCUGGGAAAAAUGUGUUAAGAAGAUUACCACAGAUAGUCCCCCAAUCAAAGACAUUAACAUACUGAGAGAUGUGAAAAAGCUCCUCAGUGGCACCUAUAAAAUUGCCCAUAUAAACACCUGGAAGGACAUCACAGAUAUAUUCUUGGAGCCGAGUUCUGCACCUUAUGUUCGGUUUAAAAAAUCCAGCGGAAUUACAGGACGUUUUAAAAAUGCCGUCAGAGCAGUCCAAGAGACAAUUGGUCUCACUUUGUCUGAAGAGGAUGAAACCCAAAUAACAAACCUAAUAAACGAUAUUUCUGAGCAAACAGAUAAGAUGAUCAUGUCAUUCAACGUAUCAAAGCUGGGCUACAACAUCAGCUACAUUCAACAAGUUACAGAUUACAUCAAAGCAAGAAUAACACAAUACGAGGAAGGCCCAGUGAAGUACGUGUUCAAUGAAAAAUUCUUUGUGGAUUUGGUAUUUUAUUUAUUUGAGUAUGCAAACAAGACAUUAACUGAACAACACAACAAGUUCAGAGAAGCCAACGAUCCUGUAUUGUACGUUGAGAAGAAGAGAGAAGAAUAUUACAGUAUUUUCCAGAAAUACUGUCAAGGAGCAACAUCAGCCGCUAUUUUUGGAGAGAUCAUCUGUCAGAAGCUGAGAGAACCCAUUAAACAGAGUGUCUACAAACACACUGCCAGAGAUUUAGCAGAUGAAAUGCGAUCAAACUGUGCAUCACUAAAUGGAAACAGAACAAAUCUGGAGAAGCACAUUCUAAAGAAACUGGCACAAGAGGAGAAGUUUAAUCAAUACCUAAAAUACAUUAAGAAUCCCAGAAAGUACUUCAAUAGUUUCAUUACAGGUGAAGUCAGUCAGUACAUCUGGGAUAAUUUCAGUUUCAGUGUUCAGCCCAAGAUGAAAGAGAACAUUGAAUCCCUGCAGAAGAAGAUCAUGACAGCAGCACGUGAAUCUACUGAACAUGUUCAAGUGAACAAUGGAGAUGUUGAUUUGUGGUUGACGUUUUUCACACAGAAGCUCUCAGAUGAUUUGAUAUUCUCUGUGAAGGACUUCAGUGGAGUGAGUCAUGAUGAUGUUGAUGAUUUCAAACUACUAGAAGAUGUGAUAAGAGAAGAACUACCCUCUAUAAUGUCUGACAUCAGCAGUAAAUGCAACACAACAACAUUUCCAGUAUAUCUGGAUUAUAAGGACCGACCAGAUGAGAUUCUGAUUGAUCACUUCUGUCAGUGCUGUUGGGUUCAGUGUCCGUUCUGUGGAGCCAUCUGCACUAACACUAUAGAAAACCAUGAUGGAGACCACAGUGUUCCUUUCCAUCGUGUUAAUGGACUGAUUGAUUGGUUUUACAGAGGAACACGAAACCUAUCUAUCGAUAUCUGCACAUCUUCAGUAGCAAGUGAUGAUACUUUUUUUCCAAAUAACUUAUACGACUCAGAUGACUCAGAUGACGAAGUUCUCUGUAGAGAAUACAGAACAGCAGGAGGUGAGUAUGCAGAGUGGAGCAUCACCCCUGACUUCUCUGAGCUGCCCUACUGGAAGUGGUUUGUGUGCAGAUUCCAGAAAUGUCUGGAAAGACACUACAGAAAAACAUUCCGGGGUUCUGGUAGGAUUCCAUAUCAAUGGAAACAAAUCACAAAACAAGAUGCUCUUGAAAGUUUGGAUAAAUACUUUUGAAUAUAAAUGAAUAUAAACUAAUGGAGCAGCUAAAGAAGCCCCUUAUCUACAGAACACAACACAAAAUGUAAAUGCUCAGUUUGAAUUAUAUGACGUCAUGAAAUGUCGUUCUUAUACUGAACUAUUUUAUUACACUGUAAUUAUCUUAUUUUAUUAGCCCUGUCAAUUUAAACACUUAAUCAAAUUAAUUGCACAUUCAAUGAUAUUUAUCAGCAGUGUUGGGGGUAACGCAUUACAAGUAACUUGAGUUACGUAAUAAUAUUACUUUUCUGAAGUAACGAGUAAAGUAACGCAUUACUUUUUAAAUGUACACAUUAAUAUUUGAGUUACUUUUUCAAAAAAGUAACUCAAGUUACUUUUUUAGUUUAAUUAAUUUGAUUAAAAAAUAUGUACUGAAUUAAACUAAACGUAUGCACUCUCUGUGCCUGUGUGGAAACAGUUUGAGUCAGAGCUAAACAUUUUUGUGAUGAAAUAUGCAAUUUCUGAAGGCAGAACUUUUCAGUCAUAAAAGCACCUGCAAGGCCUGAAAGAGAUCAAGCUUUAGCCAAGAAAAAGUAACGCAAAAGUAACUAAAAGUAACGUAAGCAUUACUUUCCAUGAAAAGUAACUAAGUAAUGCAAUUAGUUACUUUUUUUGGGAGUAACUUAAUAUUGUAAUGCAUUACUUUUAAAAGUAACUUUCCCCAACACUGUUUAUCAGUAUCAAUAUUAGUGGGUGUGAUGCUGUCCAACUUGAUAUGUUGGUCCACCAAAAUAUAUUAAAGGGGAAUUUAGAGGGAAUUUUCACCACACUCAACAUCAACAUGAUUUUUUUAACUAAUGGCUAAAUUGCAGUAAAUUACAUGUGUUUAUUUUUAAUUAUUGUUUAUGAUAUGUAUAUGUAACGUCAAUAUUCUUAAUUUAUAUGUCACAUCAAUAUAUUUAUAGCUUAGUAGUACUUUUAUUCAUUCUUUUAGGUUUUAGAUUAUGGAUUGGUAAGUCUUUUAGUAAGAAAACGGCAGUGCUUUGAAUUAAGUAUUUAGCAGGUGCUUUAUUCAAAGCAACUUACAAAAAGGAGGCAAUAAUAUGUGCUAAAUGUGCUAUACAAUACAAAGUUACGAAGUUUCAAAUGUACAGCUUUCAGACAAAACAGUAAAUCUUUAAUUUUUUUCAUAAAUAAAGACACACUGGUCUGAAUUUCAAGAGCAGUUUUGGUUUUGUAAUAAAUUAGUAAUAAGUAAUAUCUAAAUUUUCUUACAAGUAGAUUGGUGGUGUUCUUUGUUCAUAAAACAUUUCACAUUGCUCCACUACCUUACAAUUUUAAUAUUGAAUGAUACAGUACAAAUAACAAUAUAUUACUUGGUUAACUCAAAUUAUUUACUUGUAUUUUCUCUUUUCACACUGUUAUAAUGGAUAUAUGCAGAUAUGCAGUUUACUGUCUAUGUGUAUGUAACAAAUAAAAUACUUUAAGAUCAGGCACACCAAUGCUGUGUGUCACUUUUU